AUGUCGCGCCGGCUGUUCGCGAACGACGAUAUAAAGCUUGGCGAACCGAGCAUUCCACACCGAGACAACAGCCGUGCCAAAAUGUCGACGUUGGCAUCUGCACACAGCUCGAAUCAAGGCGAUCCCAUCGCCAAGAUUUAUCGCAUCACGUUCAAUUGGAUCGAGCCCAUCGCCGCUUUCUUGGGCGCCAUGGCUGCCAUCUUUGCGCCCAAAUUGCUCGCUCCCGCCACUCCGAACGCUUUCAAAGCGUACGAUGAGAGACUGCGUCCAAUCUUUGCUCAGAUUGGAGGAGGAUGGCUCAUCAUGGUCUUCAACGACUUCGUCACCUUGCGCAUCUUUCCGCGCAACAUUCUCGUCUGGCGCUGCAUCCUCGGGGCUGGCAUCUGCUCCGAUAUCGUCUACAUAGCAGUCAUCAUUUGGGAUCUGGGUUGGCAAAGGUUCUCCAAUCCCACCUUUUGGACGUGGGACGACGCUUUCACCAUCAUCUCUACCAUUGGUCCCUUUUUGCUCAAGAUCGCCUUUCAGCUCGGCAUUGGGGUCAAGCAGGAGAAAGCUGGCAAGAAAGACAAGUGA
Molecule: messenger RNA, 573 nt
Organism: Ceraceosorus guamensis
Lineage: Eukaryota; Fungi; Basidiomycota; Exobasidiomycetes; Ceraceosorales; Ceraceosoraceae
Exons: 5
Coding region: 1-573 (190 amino acids)
Source: RefSeq, a predicted model, not a curated record